Messenger RNA from Nothoprocta perdicaria, 1023 nucleotides. RefSeq names its product G protein-coupled receptor 119 (gene GPR119). Bases 1 to 1023 code for a protein of 340 amino acids. Gene Ontology annotation, biological process: regulation of metabolic process; adenylate cyclase-activating G protein-coupled receptor signaling pathway. Gene Ontology annotation, cellular component: membrane. The record is from RefSeq and is a predicted model, not a curated record. The transcript has a single exon. Gene Ontology annotation, molecular function: phosphatidylcholine binding; G protein-coupled receptor activity. NCBI's taxonomy places the organism in Eukaryota, Metazoa, Chordata, Aves, Tinamiformes, Tinamidae.
AUGGCUGUUUCAGCCUUUGGACUCGUCCUUGCUGUGCUGGCCUCACUCAUCAUCUCYGCCAACGCGCUGGUGGCCGUCGCCCUGCUUCGCCUCAUCCACAAGAGCAGAUGCAACGGGCACUACUUUGUCCUUAACCUGGCCAUCUCAGACGCCACGGUUGGCUUCACGGUCGUCGGUCUGGUCAUAGAUGAGCUUUCCCAGCCCUUUUAUCCCUCCCAGACCUUCUGCGUCCUGAGAAUGGCUUUYGUGACCUUCUCCUCUUCUGCCUCCGUCCUGUCCCUGACACUGGUUGCCUGCGACAGGCACUUGGCGAUCAAGAAGCCUUUCCACUACUCCCAGCUAAUGACGGGCCUGCGUGUCGGGGUACGCUUGGUGGGACUCUGGCUGCUCUCUGCCCUCAUCGGUUUCCUCCCGGUUGUUGCCCCGAGCUUUCAGCACGUCUCUGCAAAGGACAAGUGCUCCUUCUUCGGAGUCUUCCAGCCAGGCUACAUUUUCAUCGUCUUCUGCAUCGGCUUCCUCCCAGCGCUCUUUCUUUUCAUAUACCUCUACUGCGACAUGCUGAAAAUUGCAGCGUCGCAUGUGCAGCAUAUCCGGGGGGUGGAGCACGCGGGGCUGGCGGGUCGCUACCCCCUGACACGCGCCGUCAGCGACAUGAAGGCCAUGCGCACCGUGGCCGUGCUCACCGGCUGCUUCACACUGUCCUGGCUGCCCUUCUUCAUCGCCAGCAUCGUGCAGACCGUGUGCCCCGAGUGCUUCCCCUACAAAGUCAUUGAGAACUACCUGUGGUUGCUGGGGCUCUGCAACUCCCUCCUGAACCCGCUGCUCUACUCUUACUGGCAGAAGGACGUGCGGCUGCAGUUUGUCCAGCUGGCUGCCAGUGUGAAGAGGAGAGUGCUCCUUCACCUGGGGGAUGGCCCUGGUUCCCACAGCAGAGGCACCAAGCCCCUCCCCACCGUGUCCCGCUUGCAGCUCCAGGACUCGCACGGUAAGGAGUCCUGCCCGCCUCCUCCAUCACAGCCGUGA